CUCCAUCACAGAGCUGGAGAUGACGUAAUUUUACGAUGUCACAUUGAAUCUUCAGCCGACCUAUGUUCUGAUACUCUCUGGAUUUACAACAACAUUCAAAAUACAGAGGCACACAUCAAUGUUUAUAAUGGAGAGAUUGUGAAGACGUCACCUGGAGCUGACAGGAUGAAUGUGAGCAGUAACUGCUCUCUGAUCAUCAACAACAUCACUGCUGAAGAUGCUGGUCUUUACACCUGGUGGAAUGACUAUUCUAAUGGUCCCACACCUUUGUAUCUGAGUGUUUUAACAGUCUCUCCAUCUCCACCAGAUGUGGAUCCAGGAAGGGAUGGAGACGUGACAUUACGCUGUUCUCUGGUGAGACACCGUUAUUUGGGUUCCUGUGAGCAGAACAGCAUCAUCUGGGUGGAUGAGACAGGAAGUGUGCUGCUCGGUGAAGGUGAUGGGUUUGUGUCUGGAGGACAGAACAACUGUGUUUCUGAUCUGAUGGUGAAACAUCAGAGACGCUCCAAGAGAAGAUUCACCUGCCAGGUUGUUGAAGGAGACAGAGUGGAGAUAGAUGCUGAAUACACGCUGGACUUUACAGAUUCCAGUCUGAUCAAUACCAGAUUGAUUAUUGGAUGGGUGGUCGGGGGACUGAUUAUGGUUCUGGUCAACAUCGCUACGUGUCUCAUCAUUUACAGGAUGAAAGUUAAAAGGAACAAUCCCAAAAAUCCAACAGAUGUUCAGUUGCCAAUGCAGCAGUAUGUGAACAGGGAUAAAAAUUAUGAGGAUGUGGUGAUCUAUGAAAACAAUGAAGGCCUGCCUGCUUCUGUCCGAUCCACAGAUCAAUAAAUCAGCUGUGUGUGAUAGAAACAUUAGCGU
Cololabis saira (Pacific saury) is the source of this 861-nucleotide messenger RNA. RefSeq lists its product as uncharacterized. The transcript has 5 exons. The record is from RefSeq and is a predicted model, not a curated record. NCBI's taxonomy places the organism in Eukaryota, Metazoa, Chordata, Actinopteri, Beloniformes, Belonidae. Gene Ontology annotation, cellular component: external side of plasma membrane; membrane raft. Bases 166 to 831 code for a protein of 221 amino acids. Gene Ontology annotation, molecular function: protein tyrosine kinase binding; MHC class II protein binding. Gene Ontology annotation, biological process: T cell activation; interleukin-15-mediated signaling pathway; positive regulation of ERK1 and ERK2 cascade.